This is a messenger RNA of Lotus japonicus, 3018 nucleotides long. RefSeq lists its product as uncharacterized. The record is from RefSeq and is a predicted model, not a curated record. Bases 441 to 2933 code for a protein of 830 amino acids. NCBI's taxonomy places the organism in Eukaryota, Viridiplantae, Streptophyta, Magnoliopsida, Fabales, Fabaceae. Gene Ontology annotation, biological process: activation of GTPase activity. Gene Ontology annotation, molecular function: GTPase activator activity. The transcript has 5 exons.
AUUCACUUUUCCUUCAUUAUUUUUCCUUCCAUUUUCCUUUCACAAACAAACCUGCUAUUCUCUCUCUCUUCCCUGUCUCUUUCCUUUCUCUCCCUUCUCUUAAAAGAAGAAAGAAAAGAAAGAGAUAGAAGAGAAGCAGAGAAUCAGCAGCAGAAUAUACCUGCAACUCAACCAAAUUACCAAUCAUUUCAUUCAUCUCACAAAUCAUCACAUAAUUUCAGCCAACCCUAAUUCCCAAAUUCCCUCAUUUUCUUCCCAAAUUCCCUCCUUCCUAAACACCCCAGUUAUAAAUUCCGUUUCUUCUUCAUCAAUUUGGUGUUGUCUGGAUAAAAUUUUCAAUUUUUCGUGACCCAGAACAAAUUUUUGAGUAUUUUAUUUCAUUCUGUGGGUUGUGCUUCAGAAAUUUAGACAAAUUUCGUUGAUUUUUCUGCUGGAGAAUCAUGCCGCCGGCAAUGAUGAACCCGCCAUUGCUCAAACCAUCGUCGGUACCGCCUGUAAGCUCCGGCACAGUUUCUCAGGGUUCCGAGCCGGAGAAUCAGGAAUUCGGGGACCUUAGAGGUUUGCAGUGGCGUAUAAAUCUUGGGGUUUUGCCACCAUCAUCAUCAUCAUCUUCUUCAGCUUACAUUGAUGAUCUUCGUCGCGCCACCGCUAAUUCUCGAAGGAGAUAUGCCAGUUUGAGAAGGCGCCUCCUGGCCGAUCCUCAUAUUUCAAAGGAUGGAAGUAGUUCACCUUCACCCAAUCUUGUCAUGGACAACCCACUUUCACAAAAUCCUGAUAGUACAUGGAGUCGCUUUUUUCGCAACGCAGAGCUGGAGAGGAUGGUUGAUCAGGAUCUAUCUCGUUUAUACCCAGAACAUGGCAACUAUUUCCAGACACCAGGAUGCCAAGGCAUAUUGAGACGAAUUUUAUUACUUUGGUGCGUCAAACACCCAGAGUGUGGUUAUAGACAAGGAAUGCAUGAAUUACUUGCCCCGGUGCUUUACGUUCUCCAAGUUGAUAUUGAGCGUCUUUCAGAAGUUCGAAAGACUUAUGAAGAUUACUUCACUGAUAUAUUUGAUGGUCUCUUUUGUCAAGAGAAUGAUCUUUCUUACAGAUUUGAUUUCAGAAAAUCUUCAGAGUUGACGGAGGAUGAAAUUGGCUCCAAUGAAAAUGCAAUGAAAAUCAAGAGUCUUGAUGAUCUUGAUCCUAAGAUACAGGCAAUUGUAUUGCUAAGUGAUGCUUAUGGGGCUGAGGGUGAACUCGGAGUUGUUUUAUCUGAAAAAUUCAUCGAACAUGAUGCUUAUUGUAUGUUUGAUGCUAUAGUGAACGGGGCUCAUGGUUCAGUUGCAAUGGCUGAUUUCUUCUCUUAUUCACCUGUGGCUGGGUCUCAUAGUGGGUUGCCUCCUGUAAUUGAAGCUUCUGUUGCUUUGUAUCAUUUGUUGUCUCAUGUGGAUUCCUCACUGCAUAGCCAUCUUGUUGAUCUCGGGGUUGAGCCCCAGUACUUUGCUCUCCGCUGGUUGCGAGUUUUGUUUGGACGUGAAUUCUCACUUAAUAACCUCUUGAUCGUCUGGGAUGAGAUCUUUUUAUCAGAUAAUAGUAAAGUGGAAAAGCAUGAUGAGGACAAAAAUGAUUCUGGUUUUAGGAUCUUUCAUUCAUCUCGUGGAGCAUUUAUCUCGGCCAUGGCCGUAGCAAUGUUACUUCAUUUAAGAUCUUCGCUACUUGCAACUGAAAAUCCUACAACCUGUCUCCAGAGAUUAUUAAGCUUUCCUGAGAACACUAACAUUCAAAAACUAAUAGAGAAAGCUAAAUCCUUGCAGGCUCUUGCAUUGAGUACUGAAUUUUCAUCCUCGGCACCUUCUUUCUUAGAGUAUCAUAACCCAGGAAAAUCAGUUUUUACUAGAUCUAAUACCCUUCCAUCUGAAUCAGCUUCACCAAAAUCUCCUCUGAAUGGUAGCUACUGGGAAGAGAAGUGGAGAGUUGUCCACAGUACUGAAGAAGUUAAACAAGACGGUCUAGAAAAACAGGUUCCAAAUCGGAAAAAGAGAUGGACAGAGAAGGUAAAGUUCAGUUUGAAAAGAACAGAAUCUGACCCUUCUUCAUCAAGGAAUAAGAGUGAUAAGAAGGAAGCUAAGGAAUCUAUUAGGCGCAGUUUAAUGGAAGAUCUUUCAAAGGAACUUGGUUCAGAGGAAGAUACCGAAAAACAGCACUGUCAUGAAACUUCAUGUCAGCCGGAUAAUCUUUCAGUAGCCAUUGAAGCGGAGCAACAAGAUGAUGGCUCUGAAGGUUGUGGCAAUAGUUGCGGUGCUGAAGAUAGAUGUCUGAGAGGAAACACUAGCAAUGAGGUAAACUUAUCUGGCUCAGCUAGUCCCCAUAAUGAGGCCAACGAUCGUGAAAAUGACUCUCAGAAAAGUAGUGUUGCUUCGAAUUUAUCCCUUGAUGACAUUAAUGAAACUUCACUUUCCCUUGAUUCACCUCUUCCAAUCUCUGAUCAUCCUGAGAACAUAUCUCAGAUGUCAGGCUGCAAUGAUGAUUCCAUAGGAAAUUUGAUCACACACUCCAAGGAGAGAAAACUGAAUAAAUUCCAGUGGCUUUGGAAGUUUGGGCGCAAUAAUGGCGAAUUUAUUACUAAGAAAAGAGGAGGUGCUUCUGAGGCUGAAAAACCUGCCAACAAUUGUAAUGAUCAAAGUAAUAGAGCUCCCUCUUCAGCUGAUGGGAAUUGUAGUUCUAGUAGUUGCAAAGGGGAAUCUGUAGACCAGAAUGUGAUUGACACUUUAAGGAAUCUUGGGCAAUCAAUGCUUGAACAUAUUCAGGUGAUUGAGUCUACUUUCCAACAAGGCCAGGGAGCUUCAAUGGAUAUCAUGUCUAAAAAUGUUGUGGGUGGCAAAGGGCAGGUUGCAGCCAUAUCAGCUCUCAAGGAACUCCGCAAAAUUAGCAAUCUUUUAUCUGAGAUGUGAGGCGAGUCGUACAUUGACUUGUAUAUAAUAUAUAUUUUGUGAUUACAAAUCCUUAGUAUCAAUGAAAUGAAUGUGUUCUGCUUCA